UUCCUGUUGUUCCUGACCAUAGCAAAAGACAAAAGACACCAACUUACAAAAACAACACCACAAACUCCAUCAUCACCAUGUCUGAGCCUGCUCCUCUCCGUCUGGGCUCCGUUGCCCCCAACUUCCAGGCCGAAACCACCCAGGGCCCCAUUGACUUCCACGAGUUCGUUGGCAACAACUGGGUCGUCUUCUUCUCCCACCCUGAGGACUACACGCCCGUGUGCACCACCGAGCUGGGUGCCUUUGCCAAGCUGCAGCCCGAGUUCGAGAAGCGCGGCGUCAAGCUCAUCGGCCUGUCGGCCAACACCGUCGACUCCCACAAGGGCUGGAUCGACGACAUCAAGGACGUUACUGGCGGCCACGUCACUUUCCCCAUCAUUGGCGACAAGCAGCGCCAGGUUUCCCUGCUCUACGACAUGAUCGACCGCCAGGACGCUACCAACGUCGAUGAGAAGGGCAUUGCCUUCACCAUCCGCUCCGUCUUCUUCAUCGACCCCAGCAAGAAGAUCCGCACCAUCCUGUCCUACCCUGCCUCUACCGGCCGCAACGCCAACGAGGUCCUGCGCAUCAUCGACUCCCUGCAGACGGGCGACAAGUACCGCGUCACCACCCCCAUCAACUGGCAGCCCGGUGAGGACGUCAUUGUCGCCCCCGUCAUCAAGGACGAGGAGGCCAAGAAGCUGUUCCCCAACUUCCGCGCCGUCAAGCCCUACCUCCGCUUCACUCCCCUGCCUGAGGUUUCUUAGAUUGGGAGGAGCUGGAAAGCCUUUGAAUUAAAAAAAUAUAUACAUAUUAAUAAACCCAAAAAAAAGCCUAAUUUUGGAAAAACAUAUCAUCGGUCUGCAAUGAGAUGAAAGUUGUCAGAGAAGAAAAAAGGUUCCGCUAAUCGUGCAAAGUUACGGCAUGGCGCUUGGGACGGUUUUUAUCAGAAGCAUGUCACUGAUGUCAAAGUAGUUGUUUGUGCCACGAAAAGCCAGAUGACAUGCAUCUCUCAUCAUGGCCUCUGGGGGGCUUUUAGAUUGGGGGGCAACGACCAUGAUUUUGAAUAAUAAAAAGAUACCAAUUUUUCUUUCUUUCUUAUAACCAUUGUGUCUACCUUGUCAUCAAUGUGUA
Trichoderma virens Gv29-8 is the source of this 1113-nucleotide messenger RNA. RefSeq lists its product as uncharacterized. Lineage: Eukaryota; Fungi; Ascomycota; Sordariomycetes; Hypocreales; Hypocreaceae. Gene Ontology annotation, molecular function: peroxiredoxin activity. The transcript is spliced from 2 exons. Gene Ontology annotation, biological process: cell redox homeostasis; cellular response to oxidative stress; cellular oxidant detoxification. The record is from RefSeq and is a predicted model, not a curated record. The coding region runs from base 78 to 746 and encodes 222 amino acids. Gene Ontology annotation, cellular component: cytosol; mitochondrion.